Messenger RNA from Glarea lozoyensis ATCC 20868, 2190 nucleotides. RefSeq lists its product as uncharacterized. Gene Ontology annotation, molecular function: gamma-tubulin binding; microtubule minus-end binding. Gene Ontology annotation, cellular component: gamma-tubulin complex; centrosome; equatorial microtubule organizing center. The transcript has 2 exons. The record is from RefSeq and is a predicted model, not a curated record. Gene Ontology annotation, biological process: microtubule nucleation; spindle assembly; cytoplasmic microtubule organization. The coding region runs from base 1 to 2190 and encodes 729 amino acids. Lineage: Eukaryota; Fungi; Ascomycota; Leotiomycetes; Helotiales; Helotiaceae.
AUGAUCCACGAAAUCCUCCUCUCCCUCUCAGGUCACCCUUCGCCGCUCCUCACUUCCUCACACGACGAUCCAACUUCCAUCCUCUCGUCACCCGAAAAAGCCCUCCUCAAAGACCUUGCCCACCUCAGCAAUCUACAUUACUCUCUCCGCAGAGACACCCAGAUAAUCGUCGACAAACACCCCAGCGUGACCUGUCAAGCCGUCGCUACAUCCAUCCGCGCCGACAUCUUGGGCGCCUUCCAGCGCAAAAUCCUCGAGGUCGAAGAAGGUGUGCUGAAAAGGGAUGCGAAAUGGGUUGGUGGAGCAGAUGGGAAGGGGAUUGGUAUUGUGCCGUUGACGAGUGUGGUUGGUGAGUUUAGACCUUGGGUCAGGAGGCUGGAGUGGUUGCAGAAAAGUAUUAGGUUUAUGAAGGGGAAGACGGGAGCGCAGACGAUUGAUUACUUGGUUGGGGAGUGUAGGACUGGGUAUGUGGAUGUUGAAGAGGUGGCGUUGGGGUUGGUGAGAACAGCGGAGAUGGCGUGGCUGAGGUUGUGUUCGGGGUGGGUUUUGUAUGGGAAGUUGCCUGGAUUUGGGAGGGAAGACUUCUUUGUGCAGAGGGUCGGAGGGAGUGUUGAGGAGUAUGAGUUGAAGAGGGAAUUACUACCAGCAUUUGUGUCGAAUGCGACAGCUGGGUCGUUGCUCUUCAUUGGGAGAUCGCUGAAUCAUAUUCGAGUCAAGAGCGUCUCGAGGGGGAUAUCACCAGAACUCGAUUUGGUCACGAAACAUUUGAAAGAGCUUUCAACAGUUCAGUUUCCAAUCAACAGCGCCAAUUUCUCAAGGGUCAUUGCAUCAAUUCGUCUCUCAUUAAGUCAAACUACACUUCAGAAGCUUCUACCGACAAGCAAAGUUAUUGAAGUUUUGUCACUACUACGCGAUUUCUUCCUCCUCGGUCGUGGAGAAUUUGCAAAUGCUUUGAUUAAUGAAGCGGACGAGAAGAUCCGCUCUAGAUGGAGGAGAGCGGAUAACAUUGGUUAUGAGAAGCGAGACGGAUUGAGUAAUAUCGUUGUAAAAGAAGGCGAGGUCUCAGCAGUUCUCUCUAGAACUUGGGCAGCCAUGGGCUCUCUACAGGGAAGACAUGAGGAGCAUGACGAAGAUGAGCUGUUGGAACUUGCUCGAGAUUUGGUUCAGCUGAAUAUCAUCAAACCAACACCUUCGAAACCCACCAACAGAAUCGCGGACACACCAUUUGCAACCCUCCUCCUUUCCGUUCCAGUUACACUUACUAUGCACAUCCCCUCUCCCCUCGAUCUAUUCCUUACAUCCUCAGACCUAACCACUUACUCCGCAAUAAACGCUUACCUCCUCUCCAUUCACCGCGCCCACCUCCGUCUCACCGACCUCUGGAAAAUCACCACCCUCCGCCGCGACCACCCCGCGCCUCCAGGCCCACCAUACGGGAGUUCCAAAUCCGGAAAGGCCAAAACCAGGGUCCUACGAGAAAGAGCCAGAGAAAGGGGACUAGUAAUGCGAAAUGUGUGGGCGACGAGCAGUGCAGCUACUUUCUUUCUGGGAGAGACAGAAGCCUGGUUACAGGGUGUGGUCGGGGAGAGCUGGACGGGCUUUGGGGGAUGGGUUGGUGGGGAGGUUUCUGAGGCCGUAGAGGAGGGGGAUAGUGAUGAUGAUAUUUGGAUUUCGGCUGGGAAAGUCGCGGCGUCACAUCCUCAUGAUCCGCAGACGCUCACGCAUGCACAUACCCGCUAUCUCUCCUCGCUCGCCCAUGAUCUCCUCCUUACUACCCCGUCCUUUACGAAUGCGCUGUAUACCUUACUGCAACAGGUCGAUCGACUCGUGGGACUCGUGUACAGACUGCAGAGUCUCUGGCUGGCGAUGGAUUUAGAAAGUGACGAGGGCGUUGUAGAUGCAUAUCUGGAUCUAGGCAGGGAGGAGGGGGAUGUUAAGGCGGAGCUAAGGGUGGUUUGUGGGGUCGUGAGGGAGGGUGUUAGGGGUGUGGUUGCGGUUUUGGGGAGGGAUGUUGGGGGGGACGCUGGGUGGAGUGAGGAUGGUGAUGAGGUGGAUGAGGGAGAGGAUGGGGAUGGGAAGGCGUAUAUACCUGUUAAGGUUGGUCGGGUUGAUCGGCUGUUGAUGAAGCUUGAUUUUGGGGGGUGGUUUGAUGAUGGCGUUGGUGGUGGGGAGAGGGAUGAUGGGUUUUGA